GCUGUGUAACACUCUAUGUGAGACUUAUGAAAUCCUCGGCAAUUUAUAUAUUUUAAUACUCAAUCAACUAUUGUCAACUAUUCCCACAUCUGUACCACACUUUUCUUAACUGUUGAAUAUAUUUUAUAGACAUUUCCACUGCUGUUUGAAGUACUCCAAGACCUAUUAGAAGCGUAUAGAAUAAACGGCAUUCACUUUCUAUAUUCGAUGCAGUCAGAAAUGUGAUUAGCAUAUGAAACGAUUAUUGUCUGAUAAGACAUUGCUGACUUGUCAACUGAAAGCUGGCGAAACUAAUUACCGUUCUUGGGCAGAGAUAGCCAGUACAUAAAGCCGGCAAAACACAGUUCAGUUACAUUGAUUGGUAACGCUAUGCCGCUCACAAGCUGCCAAUGGAAGUGUUUAUUAGGCUUGCUUUGCCUGCCUCUGCUGUGGACGACAGCUGAAGCUGGCUACUUGGAGGACACUUUUCCUGCCAGCGUGUUAGAGGAAGCGAAAUUGACAACGCUCCAGUUGUUGGCCAAGUACAAGUAUCCGGGCGAGCUGCAUGCAGUCACCACCGCGGACAAAUACGUGCUACAAAUGCAUCGCAUUCCUAGACCAGGCGCUAAGCCUGUGCUACUAAUGCACGGACUGAUGGACAGCUCAGUCACAUGGAUUUUAAUGGGUCCACAUAGUGGUCUGGGUUACUUUCUCUAUAAUGCUGGCUACGAUAUCUGGAUGGGGAAUGCUCGCGGCACUCGCUACUCGCGAGGCCACGUCAAGCUGAAUCCCAAUACGGACAAGGCCUACUGGAGCUUCUCGUGGCAUGAGAUAGGAUACUACGAUCUGCCUGCCCUUAUCGAUGCGGUCCUGGCCAAAACUGGCUACGAGAAGUUGAGCUACUUUGGCCAUUCCCAGGGCACCACAAGCUUUUUUGUGAUGGCCUCCACUCGGCCGGAGUACAAUGCCAAGAUCCAUGUGAUGAGCGCGCUCGCACCAGUGGCUUAUAUGACCAAUAUAGAAAGUCCAUUGUUAGGCUUAUCGCAUAGAUUGCUUAAAGUCAUUGGAGAAGGUCAGGAACUAUUGCCUUACACGGAUAUGUUCAGCAGCUGCUUGAUCUCGGAACCUACAUUACAGACCUGCCUAUUUUACAUGUGGAAAAUCUUGGGAAAGAAUCUUGCUGAAUUUAAUAAGACAAUGUUACCAGUUUUGAUGCAUCACGUGCCUGCCGGACUCAGUUCUAAUCAGGUCCUGCACUACCUACAGCUGCAGAAAUCAGAUCGUUUCUGUGAAUACGACCACGAUGUAAAGGAGAACCAGCGCAUAUAUGGACGAGCACAACCUCCGGAUUAUCCUUUAGAGAAGAUCACAGCUCCUGUUGCCCUGUAUUAUACCCAGAAUGAUUAUUUGGCUGCUGUAGUGGACGUCAAGCGGCUGAUCAAGCGACUACCCAAUGUGGUCGAGGAUCACAUGUAUCCUUAUAAAAAAUGGAAUCACAUUGACAUGAUGUGGGGCAUCAGCGCCAGGCGCCUGGCCCAGCCUCGCAUGCUGGAGGUAAUGCAAUUCUACGAUGCAGGAGGACUACAGAAUGUAACACAAUUGUCCACGACCGAAAGUCCCGAUGAGACAACCAACGUGACGACGGAAACUCAGCAGGGUGAAGUGGCGACUGAGACUGACGAUUGAAUACAUAUUGUGGAUAUUAAACGUUCCUUAAGGAUAGCUUUGCCGCAUAUCUUCAAUGCAAUCUUUAAGGCAGAAUUUAAAACAUGAAAUAAAGAGUGAAGUCAAGAUUAUGGCUCCAAUUAUUGUAACAC
Messenger RNA from Drosophila hydei, 1796 nucleotides. RefSeq names its product lipase 1-like. The transcript has 3 exons. Gene Ontology annotation, molecular function: hydrolase activity, acting on ester bonds. The record is from RefSeq and is a predicted model, not a curated record. Gene Ontology annotation, biological process: lipid metabolic process. Lineage: Eukaryota; Metazoa; Arthropoda; Insecta; Diptera; Drosophilidae. The coding region runs from base 370 to 1665 and encodes 431 amino acids.